Molecule: messenger RNA, 3008 nt
Organism: Cottoperca gobio
Lineage: Eukaryota; Metazoa; Chordata; Actinopteri; Perciformes; Bovichtidae
Gene: rfx5
Product: regulatory factor X, 5
Exons: 11
Coding region: 66-2090 (674 amino acids)
Biological process (GO): regulation of transcription by RNA polymerase II
Molecular function (GO): DNA-binding transcription factor activity, RNA polymerase II-specific; RNA polymerase II cis-regulatory region sequence-specific DNA binding
Source: RefSeq, a predicted model, not a curated record
UGAAAGGGGAUUUUUGCUGUAUCUUGGCUCAGAUGGUGGCACUCAGCACCGGUUAGUCGGUCCAGAUGUCGGAGGACCAGCGGCUCCAGCGGGCCGAAGCCUCCCGGCGGGGGGAGGACGGGCUGGAGGCGGGAGACGGCGACACGGAGCCCAGCAUGCUGCUGCAGAAACUCAAGAGCAACAUCUCUAAGAGUGUUCAGACCAAAGUGGAUCAGAUCCUGCAAGAUGUUCAGCGUUUCUCCGAUAACGACAAGCUGUACCUGUACCUCCAGCUGCCCUCGGGACCCAGCUCCGGAGACAAGAGUGGAGGCGGUGACUCCAGUACGUUCAACACAGCCGACCAGCUUCACACUUGUAACUGGAUCCGCAGUCACCUGGAGGAGCAUUCAGACACCUGCCUGCCCAAACAGGACGUCUACGAGACAUACAAGAGAUACUGUGAGAACCUGCAGCAUCGCCCUCUGAGCGCCGCCAACUUUGGGAAGAUCAUCAGAGACAUUUUCCCCAACAUCAAGGCCCGACGGCUCGGCGGCAGAGGACAGUCCAAGUACUGUUACAGCGGCAUCAGGAGGAAGACGGUGCUCAACAUGCCUCUGCUGCCCAACCUGGACCUGAAGAACGACCCGGCGGAGCUGACUGAGCUGGUCCAGACGUACAAACAGGAAGUGACGGAGGCGGCGUGCGAGCUCAUCUGUGAUUGGGCGCAGAAGAUCCUGAAGCGCUCAUUCGAUACGGUGGUGGAGAUCGCUCGUUACCUGAUCCAGGAGCACAUCGUGAACCCUCGCUGCAGCCAGGCCGAGCUGGUGACCUCCGCAGCACUCGCAGGAGGUCCAGCCAAACCCCACAAGGUCAUCAAGAAAACUCCCGUCAUCUCUAAAGCCGAGAGUGACGGCGCCGCGGAUCAGAAGAAGGAGCUCGGGGACUCGUCCUCCUCGUCUUCGCUGAAGUCGCUGUCUGGAGACAAAUCAGCUGCAGCGGCCAAGCCUUCCUCGCUGGACGCGCCUCCUCCCUCCUCCUCCUCUCUGCGUCCUGCGGUGGAAGCCUUCAUGAAGCAGUUACCCAGAAUCCUCCCCCGCAGCUCCAUCCCUGAUAAGACGCAGCUCUCCGUCCGUUCCUCUCCGCCCUCACUGGCUCCUAAAGAUGCCUCAGGUGUCGGGGGGGUGUCUGGACCCGGAGGCCCGGCCGCCGCCAGUGGUGGUGGGGUGAAGGUCAUUGCCAUGGCGACGCUGCCCCAGCAGCAGGGGGGGCCUGUCCCGGUGAUGAUCCUGCCUCAGGGCUGCCUGACGUACGAGCGGGAGGUCGCCCCGCCGCCACAACCUCCCCCUCAGCAGCACGCUGCCCCGACCUCCGUGGUCCAGAAAGCACGAGGGAAUGGCAACAAGCGUCCCCUGGAGGCGGUGGCGCCCGGUGGCGGCGCUGUGGGCUCUGCUGCUCUUCCGGUGAAACGGAAACGUGGACGGCCGAGAAAACCUCGGCCGGAGGACGCCCUGCCUCCUCCUCCUCCCGCUGCUCUGUCUCCCAAGCCCCCCCCUCCGGCGCCUCACUCCCACCCUCCCAUCAUCACCUCCCUGACCGGCGGCGUCAUCCAGAAAGCUUCCUCCUCUUCACAGCCGGUGCUGGAGCUGCUGAUCCAGGAGCAGCCGGGGCUGGUUCUCAGUCAGCUGCCGGCGGUGUCGGACCCGGUUCACCGGCUGGUGGAGCACCGCGGCGUGCUGGUGCAGUGUCAGCCGGGCACGGUGGGGGAGCCGGACCGCCACGGUCGGCCGCUGCUGCUGUUCCAGAGUCCGGGGAACCCCGGCUGGGAGCUGGCGGCUUCGGGACGCACCCCGAUGGUGGAGGUCAUCCAGAAAGCUCCGAGGCCGACCAACAACACCGCCGCUCCUCCGCCUGCGGCACACCUCCACGCGCUGCCGCUCUCCACACUACACGAGGACCCGAGGGAGGUGGAGAUCACGCUGACGCCGGUGGAGCUGCACGUCAACCCGCCGCUGCCUUCCACCUCUUCUGCUGCUUCCUGCUCUUCCUCCCUCACAGCGGUGAAACACGAGGAGCAGGCGAGCGGCGGCACCUCAAACAGAGAGGGACGCUAGCUGCCACCGUCUUUUUUAUCACUCAGCUUUUUACCUCACCUGCGACAAAAGCCCCGCCCCCUUUUACCUCUCCUCUUCCUUAUUGGUGGAAAUCCCAGAUUGAGGAUACAUGAAGCCAAAAACCUCGAACACGCCGUCCUUCCAUCCUUGCACUUGUAAACAGAUCGGACGCUGUUGGAAAACCAGCGUUUCUUUAACUGCAUGUCUGUCUGUCCGUCUGUGUGUCGUCCAGCAGCACGACUCCUCCGGGGGCGCCAAUCAAAACCUCUUCCUUCCUUCACCUCAAGACUUUCUGUGCUGAGUCGUCUGCUGCUUCUGAUCAGCAGGUUUGUAGUAAAAAAAAUGAAACACAGAUAAAAGAAAAGAGUGACAUAAAGGAAGGAGGGAAGAGGAAGAAGGGAAGGAGACAAGUGUACAGGUGAAGUGGACAGAUACAGAAGGUACUACGGGUCAGAGCCUUGUGAAGGUUCUUAUGUGCUAAAUAUGAAAAGAAACUGUAACGGAGCUCGGCCUCGAUUCACAUUCACUUCAGUUCACGGAGGAAAUAAACAGAUUUUAGAUGCACAUUUCUCCAACAUCUGCAGUCGAGCCUGUCGGGGGGGGGGGGGGGGAGGUUGUGGAUUGAAUGUGAAUCGAAGCUCCGCGCUCCUCUGUUAAAAACAGCUUUAUGGUUUGUUUAGUGUUUGUGUUGGUUUAGUAGGUGUGUGUGUGUGUGUGUGUGUGUGUGUGUGUGUGUGUGUGUGUGUGUGUGUGUGUGUGUGUGUGUGUGUGUGUGUGUGUGUGUGUGUGUGUGUGUGUGUGUGUGUGUUGUGUGUUGACAGGGAGGGACUUCAUUAACUACCCCAUCGCCCAGAAAUAUGUAAAUGUUUCGCCAACGUUCACAUGAAAAUUCAAUUAUUUAUUCAUCCAGGUAAAUGU